CUUUCAGUUCCUUGUUUUAGUUGGUCUGUUGUCGGUCUUUCUUCAUCAGUUUUUGUUCUGCGUUGCUCGUUUUUGUCUCUAUUUUUAUCAACUCUGGUUGCGGUGAUUUAUUCAAGUUUUAUCAACAACACACUGCGGUGUGUGGCGUGCUGGUGUGUGUGCGUGUAGCUAACAACUGAUAAUAUCGGAUAGUCUUAGGAAUUUCUUUCACUGCGAGAAGAGUUUAGUGUAUUAUUAUAAAAUAAAAAUACAUUGAAUUAGUGUGUCGGUUGAUAGUACUACAGUAUCAAUUGAUAAACAUUUUAUUAGGCGGUUGCUUAACGUACUUGAUACAUUUAUUAUAAAGCAUUUUUUCACUUGUCAAUCUUCAGCCAAAACUGCUCUAUUGCAAAUUUCUUACAAUACAAAAUAAAAAAUGUUCUAAGUAUGAUAACGCUUAGCUAUAUGAAACUACAGUGCAGAGAAGGGGGGAAAUACCUGUAUAGGUGCAAAGCCCUUAGCGGAUGAAAACGUUUUUAAUUUAUAAAAGAAAAUAAUUUAAUAAGUUUCAAUUUAUCUCUACUUUCACAUUCUUCCAUAACCUUUGUGAAUCUUAUUCAUCCAAACAAACAAAAAGUAAUAGAUUUCCAAUAAUUUGAAUAGAGCACUUAAAUAGUGGGCACUUCAAAUUGUGUGUUUAACAAGAAAUAACACUUCACUUUAAAUUUCAAUUUUUCUAAAUUCUUGUUGUGAAACUGCCAUUCAAAUUCUUAGUGCCUAAUUCAAUAAAAUUCUCCAGUCUUGUUAAACGGGAACAUUGUUUACAAAAAAUGCGUGUCUAGUGUGUGCACAUAUUGCUGUCCAAUGUUCUCAUUUCACAAGACUUUUACACUUUUUAUGAAACCAGGCUAUAGUAUUGAAACUGCCAAUCUGUUUCAACAAUUGAUUUCAAACAUCCAUUAACAUUUUCAUGUUGAAUUAGAACCCUGCAUACUGUUUUUGAGAGAGUAUUGUGAACGCAGUUUCUGUGUCAGUCCACACAUUUUCUGUGUAUAGGGAUUGGAAUGUGCGUACUGCUUUUUUCAAAGGACACUGCGUAGCCUACAGAGGGAGAACGAGGGGAAGAAAGCGUCUAGCGUGAAGCAGAGUUUGGUAGUUUGUAGAAAGAUAAGAGAAAGAGAAAUAGUAGUAGUCAGUCAGAGUUAGGACCUGGUGCACACUAUCCCGCGUGGAGAUAGAAAAGGCGUCUUGUGUGAGUGUGAACGCAGUCAGUGCGUAGGGAUUGUGUUCUCAGUCAGUGCCAGUGCGUGUCGGCAGUGUGCGUGCGUAGUGCAUAGUGAAUCAGUGACUGACUCUGUUGGAAUUGGAGAGUUGUCUGUCUGCCACUGCACAGAUGCAUUGCACGUCAGGAGGCCAUCCUCGCAUUGCUAUGGGAUUGUUAAGUCGGAAAGAAGAGUUGGUGAAAUGCGUGGUGGUGGGCGACACAGCCGUGGGCAAGACGCGCCUCAUCUGUGCGCGUGCAUGCAACAAACAGCUCAGCCUCUCGCAGCUGCUGGCCACUCACGUGCCCACUGUAUGGGCCAUCGACCAGUAUCGCAUCUACAAGGAUGUUCUAGAAAGGUCAUGGGAGGUUGUAGACGGUGUAAAUGUCUCAUUACGACUAUGGGACACAUUUGGAGAUCACGAAAAAGACAGAAGAUUCGCCUAUGGAAGGUCGGACGUAGUGCUGCUGUGCUUCUCACUGACUAGCCACAACUCACUGCGCAACUGCAAGGCGAUGUGGUACCCGGAGAUCAGGCGCUUCUGUCCGCAGACACCCAUUCUGCUGGUCGGCUGCAAGAAUGACCUGCGCUACAUGUACCGCGACGAGGCCUAUCUCAGCUUCUUCAGGGAUCGCAGUCCGUUUCUCAGAGCAAUCAGAAAAACCGACCUGGUGAUGCCGGACCAGGCACGCAGCGUGGCCAAGGAGCUGGGCGUGUACUACUACGAGACGAGUGUGCUGACCUACUACGGAGUCAACGAGGUGUUCGAGAACGCCAUCCGCGCGGCGCUCAUCGCACGCAGGCAGCAGCGCUUCUGGAUGACCAACCUCAAGAAGGUGCAGCGACCCCUUCUGCAGGCACCGUACUGCCCGCCGAAGCCGCGUCCGCCCGAGAUGCACGUGUCGAUGUCCAGCUACGAGGAGAGUCUGAUGUGGCUGUGGCACGCGCAGGCGCACUCCGACCUCAUCUUCAUAGCUGGGGGCAGUGGAGGUGGUGGCGGAGGCGGGGAGGGGUGUGGAGGCGGCGCAGUGGGGGCGGUUGGCUUCCCGGCGCACCGCUUCGUGGUGGCGGCUGCGUCGCCCGCCCUGGCUCGCCUCCUGUUGCUGGGUGCCAAUCUGAACGAUGGCGGCGGACAGGAGGUGAUGAGCACGCGCAGUGCUAGCGAGUCCAGUAUGGUUUCCACUUUUGGAGAAGCGACAUCAGGGGACUUCAAUGAGGACACUGAAUAUCUCAUACGAGUCGAAAAACCUACAAGGGUUUGGGACCAGCUGAAAAGGCGCUCUAGCUGCCAGGUGCUGACGUCAUCUCAGGCUUCGAUUGCUGCCAACCUGAAGGCAGGAAGCAGGGAGCUCAAUCAUCCAGCUUUCACUGCCAUCAGGGUGCAACAGUGCGAGUGCUUUGACUCGUUGGACAAGCCGGCGAGCAGUUCGCUGCAAACGGUGGUGACGCUGAGCAAGUUGGUGUCGCCCUAUGCCAUGCAGCAGUGCCUCCAGUUCCUCUACACCGGCAGUCUAGACACGCGCUCCACGCAGUUGCAGGAAGUGAGACAGGCUGCAGAAUUUAUGGAGCUGCCUGAAUUACUAGUCUAUGUAUCCAAUAUUCAAGCGCAUGAGGAGUUCCUGAAUACAGAGCUCAAACAACGAUAUAAGAAGGCGGUACGCAUGCGCCUGCGCGAACUGGCGCUGGGCCAGCAGGGCUUGUUCUCAGAUGUGCUGUUCCAGCUGGACGACGGCUGCCAGGCGGCCCACCGCCCCAUGCUGAUGGCGCGCUGCGACAUGAUGCGAGCCAUGUUCAGCGGCGACUUCCGCGAGGGCAGCGCCAAAGUGAUCCUGUUCCCGGGCGUACGCACGGACACGUUCCGGCAGCUGGUGAGCUUUCUGUACUGCGACGACAUCGGACUGGUGCUGCCCUCGCGCUGCCUCGACCUGCUGGAGUUGGCCAACCGCCUCUGCCUGCCUCGCCUCGUCAACCUCGUCGAGAGGCGGGUCGUCGACGAGCUCAAUCGCAUCUGCACGGCGCGCGCUGACAACGCAGACGUCGUCGAGCAUUGUCUCCGGCUGUUAGAGCCCUGCAAACUGCACAAUGCAGACCAGCUGGCCGAUUGGUGCAUGAACCAUUUGUGUGUCAAUUACAACAAGCUGUGCAAGAUGUCGCCCAAACUACUCAAGGCGCUGCAUCCUGAAAACCAGGAGUAUUUGUCGGAGAACCGGUGGCCGCCUGUUUGGUACCUGAAAGACUUUGACUACUACGACAAGUGCAUGAGCGAGAGGGAGAAGGAGGAGCGCGCCGUCUUCAAGCGGGGGGCCGGUGGCGGGGGAUCGGGAGGCGGUGGUGGCUGUCUGUGCUUUUCGGGUGGCAAGGGGGGUGGCAGGACCCCGACCGAGGGAGGGCCCCUGGUGCCGCAGGAGGCCGCAUGACCCAAGCUGCCCGAGGGUGGCUGGUGGGGCGGGUGCAUGUCAGGGGGGGCCUCCUCCUGGCGACGAGGUCUGCUGCUCGCCUCUGCACUCAUCGCCGUCGUCACCCUUGUCGUGCUCUGCUUCUGGUCGGUCAAGGUCAAACGGCUGCAUCUCUUCAACUAGAUAAUCUGCGCGAUCUCAUACAGGAAUGUGUGAAUCAGUGACAGCUGCUGCUGCUUCGAGCCAACUUCGAACCAAAGAGUUUGUAUAAUAAACGGUUGGCAGGUAUUCUGCGGCAAUGUGAGUGCUUGCAAUGACGGCGCCACAGUUAUUUCUUCUUCAUGAUUACAGUUAAAGUUGAGCUUCUAGAAACGCCUUUUUCACAUAAUGUUGAACUGUGUGAUCAGUAAUUAGGUAAUUGAUUUUUUGUCUUGAACUCGAGUAUUCUGUCUAGAUAGCAAACGAGCUGAACUGUUCUUCCAGAUAAGCCAAUAUUGUACGUGGACGUUUUUAUAGUAUGUAAUAGAACAUCUCCUACGUUAUGGUACUUUUCCAUUACAAUAGAUUCCUGUGAUAAGUUGAAAAUAUUGAUUUUCAAAGCAUAGGAAGAGCAGACAUGCAGCAAGAUCAUUUUUGUUUGUAAGUAAAAAAAAAAAAAUGCUAAGCUUGGAAGUCUGGCCCGGCUUUCACAAAUCAAUUGAAGCCAAGUACGAUUGGUUACCAGCAACCAAUAGCAGGAUCCCAUCAGAACGAUUCUAGUGGGGGAUUACUUGGCUUAAUUUCGUUCUUAGAAACUGUUGUAAUUACUGCCCUUGAGCUCUGCUUUCCAAUAAAUGUCUGCUCUUCUGGGCAGAAAGAGUAUACCGUUAGCUUUUAUGGGAGUGUUUACACAUGAGGGGAGUGCACUAUCGAGUUGGACAGAAUGAACAUUUGUGAACACACUCAGAAGAAGCAACGGUAUUUUUUCCUGCUUUAGGGCUUUGGUGUGGGUUACUUUUAGAGCCGCAUCUACAUUAUGCCGUCGAUGAAGCCAGUUAUUCAUGCUGGAUAGUGAUGUCCCAUUGAAGUGAACAUCACAUAAAGAAGUCAAUUAUUGACAAAAAUAUUUUUCAAACAAUUAUUGGCAAAGAGGAUGUGGUUUACAAAUUUCCUAAAUUAUCAGGCUUUCACAUCACAUCACAAUAUUUACAAUCAUAACCUUAAAUUAGGGAAAGCACAAUCAUUAAUCAAUUUAGUUGUAAAAUUGUCCAAGUGAUCAAUUCCAAUUCAUAGCAAUUCAACUCAUCAUAGCCACUCAUAGCAAUUCAACUCAUCAUAGCCACUCAUAGCAAUUCAACUCAUCAUAGCCACUCAUAGCAACAUAGCAACUACUCAUGUAUAUAAGUAUUUGAAAACGAUCUCACUGUCAGUAGAUGUUACAUAACACUUGAAUCUUUGCUUUUAACUACUGAAAAACUUUCUGAAAGUGAAAAUAAUGAAUAAUUGCAAUGAAGGCACACUGAAGUUUUUUAGAAGAGAAUUUGAACAAUAUAUUAUGGUUUUGGAAUUGGUUACCAUUAUACCGAAAAACGUUACUAUUUAUUGAAUUCCUAAAGUUUUUUCAGUUUUCAAUCGUUCAAAUAAAAAAAGCAAUUAUUUAACUGGGAUGAUAGGAUCUAAUUGAGCGAUUCUGGUUCUAUCAAGAAGAUUCUAAUAAAUGUUAAUAUAUUUCCAUAGCCUAUUUAUAGUUGUAAGUAGUUAUUGGUCCUUCGCGGACUGACUGAAAUGUUUAUAUUCUAAUGUAGCCGAUUAUUUAUAAUGAAUUUUCACAAUCCGAGAUACCUCAUUGUUUAAAAAUAUUCAAGUGUCGUCGACGGUGAAAAUUCAUGACAAGUGAAAUUUGACAGGAAAAUAGAUGCGUCUAGACUGACAUUACAUAACCAGGUCCCCCUUAACUUCAAACCGAAGUUAUCAAAAAAUGUACAACUCUUUUCUGAACAUACUAGAUUUAAACGGAAUAAAAUUGCAAUCAAUAAGAUACGCAAAGGGCAUUUUUAAAGGCUAGAUACAAGAUAUGAAUUGGGAAUCAAAAUAAUGGUAAUUGAAUAAAUAGAGUUCAUAGAAGUUGUUUGGGAUAGUCCACGACUGGAAUGCGUUUUGGAGGAGACAAUAUAUCUCUUGCCUUUUUCCCAAUAUAAAUUUGAAUACAUAGAAGAGCCCACGGGAAGAACGCUGUAAGUCACAUUUUGUAAAUUUUUCAGGAUAAGAAAAAUAAACUUCCAAGACUCAAACUUAAUGUUUAUAAUGCUCAAAGGUAGGUUUUGAAAAACACUCGUUGAAAAACAUUUUCUUUAUAAAAAACUUUAUAAAAAAAUGGUGAUACACUUUUUCGACGGAAAGAACGUGGUGAAUACCAGUUUACACUGAAAAAACGAUGUAAGUUUGUUUUGGCUGCAAAAAACGAGGUUAGUCCAUGAAGGUAUGGUACUGUGAACAAAAACAAGCCAAAAAGCUACUAAUGACUGUUUUAUUCACACAAAAAGUUAUUCAUUCACAAUAUGAAUAAUAGCUGUUAUUAUUUUUUUUUUGUUCUCUCCAAAUUCCUUAAACGAGUAUUCCUUGUGAUUUUACCACGAAAUUAUUCCAAAACUUGUAUUUAUAUUUUUCUUUCAAAAUGGGAAAUCAAUCUGAAAAUAAAAUCAAGAAUUUAGAACUCUUAGAAUAUCCAAAAAAUUUAAUUUCCCUAUAUAUGAGGUCUUGAGGGAAUAUUACUCACCAUUAUGUGCUGAAUUGUUGACUUUUUUUCUUGCCUUCUCUAAAAGGUAACUUGGAAAAGUAUUCCCUUGUGGUCUCACCACAAA
Nilaparvata lugens (brown planthopper) is the source of this 6477-nucleotide messenger RNA. RefSeq names its product rho-related BTB domain-containing protein 1 (gene RhoBTB). The record is from RefSeq and is a predicted model, not a curated record. The transcript has 15 exons. Lineage: Eukaryota; Metazoa; Arthropoda; Insecta; Hemiptera; Delphacidae. Gene Ontology annotation, molecular function: GTP binding; GTPase activity; protein binding. Gene Ontology annotation, biological process: small GTPase-mediated signal transduction. Bases 1373 to 3658 code for a protein of 761 amino acids.